AUGCAAUUCACUCACCUCGCUCUCCUCCUCACCACCACCACCAUCACCAGCGCCCUCGCCCAACAACGGUUCCCCAUCGUCGACGAGCGUCGCUACUGCACCAGCACCGAACGCACCACCAGCACCGCAUGCGGCAACCUCGUCUCCCAAUUCCCCACCUUCGGGUCCUUCCCCAGCUUCCCCGUCAUCGGAGGCGCCGAGUUCAUCACCCAAAGCGACGACCCCGACUGUGGUAGCUGCUUCAACAUCACCUCCAUCCCUACCAACGGUGGUGGACCUGCCAAUACGGUCUUUUUGACGGCGGUCAAUACUGCCCCUAGGGGGUUCGUGAUGUGCACGGAUGUCUUGACCGAUCUUUUGAAUCUUCCGAGGGGAAGUCCUGUCCCGCCUAAUGUUCAGGUUGAGGCUACCCGUGUUGACGCGAGUCUUUGUGGACUCUGA
Coprinopsis cinerea okayama7#130 is the source of this 441-nucleotide messenger RNA. RefSeq lists its product as hypothetical. The coding region runs from base 1 to 441 and encodes 146 amino acids. NCBI's taxonomy places the organism in Eukaryota, Fungi, Basidiomycota, Agaricomycetes, Agaricales, Psathyrellaceae. The record is from RefSeq and is a predicted model, not a curated record. The transcript has a single exon.